AUGCUUCGAACGUGUAGUAGAGCGGCUUUGCCGCGCGGGUCUGUGCAAGCGGGCACUUCCUAUAGCUUAUCCUCUUCAACCCCUCGUCGGACCGUGACCACGACGACGGUGGAGAACCACAGCAACGAGAAUAACGAUGACCUACCUCUAUCCGGAAUCCGAGUUCUUGAAAUGGGUCAACUGAUAGCUGGGCCUUUUGCGGGACAACUCCUCGGCCAAUUCGGAGCAGAAGUGAUCAAAGUUGAACCGCCCAAGACAGGUGACCCUCUCCGCGUCUGGCGUGAACUGGACGUGGACGGGACAAGCCCUUGGUUCAGAAGUAUCGGCAGAAAUAAGAAGAGCGUGACCAUUGACUUGCGUCAACUGGAGGGACGAGAGCUGGUGAGGAAGUUGGCGACCAAGUGUGACGUGCUGUUGGAGAAUUUCAAGCCUGGGACACUGGAGAAGUGGAAAUUGGGACCAGCCGAUUUGCAUCCGUAUAAUCCAUCGCUCAUCUUCACAAGAGUGAGUGGGUACGGCCAGACGGGCCCGUGGGCACCAAGACCCGGAUAUGCUUCCGUUUGUGAAGCAGAAUCUGGGUUCCGGUAUAUCAACGGAUUUGUGGAUCCAGAGACGGAGGGUUUGUCCGGCCCACCUGUCCGACCUAACAUCAGUCUGGGCGACUCGGUCGCUGGUCUACACGCUGCGUUCGGAACGGCAAGUAUAGUGCUAGCGCUUUUAAAGAGGCAACGCGCACAAUCGCAAGGCUCGGGUUUGGAGAAGGGUGUUACAGUGGACGUGAGCAUUGUCGAAAGUAUGUUGAAUUUGAUGGAAGGCGUUAUACCAGAGUAUGAUCGGAUGAAGAAGACACGAGGACCGUCAGGGUCGUCUGUGACAGGCAUCGUACCGACCAACGCGUAUCCGUGUCUCCCUGACCCCGGCGAAACUCCCAGCGAUAAUCCAAGUUCGUCGUCCUCGGCGUACGUCGUGAUAGGCGGGAACGGGGAUUCGAUCUACAAGCGCCUGAUGAACGCGAUUGGCCGGGAGGACUUGACGGGCUACAAGUACGAGCAGAACAUCCAGCGUGUAGCGCGGAAGGACGAGAUCGAGGACGCUAUCGUGGCGUGGACGUCGACGCGGACGGUGUCGGAGGUGGUGGAGCAUAUGAAUAAGGCGGGCGUGCCUGUGGGUAGGGUGGCGAGUGUGAAGGAGGUGGUGGGGAAUGAGCAGUUGGUGGCGAGGGGUGCGGUGCGGGAUGUGUGGGUUGAUUCUCCGGGUGGUGGGCAGGAGGGGUGGAAUGUGAAGAUGCCCGGGACUUUUCCUGUGUUGGAUGGGGUGGAUUCUCGGCCUAAAUGGGCGGGACCUAACCUUGGGCAGCAUACGGAAGAAGUCUUGAAGGAGUAUGUUGGGUUGACUCAACAGGAGAUUAAUCGCCUGCGGAAGGAAGGAAUCGUGGGCUAG
Messenger RNA from Coprinopsis cinerea okayama7#130, 1440 nucleotides. RefSeq names its product L-carnitine dehydratase/bile acid-inducible protein F. Gene Ontology annotation, molecular function: catalytic activity. The coding region runs from base 1 to 1440 and encodes 479 amino acids. The transcript is spliced from 8 exons. NCBI's taxonomy places the organism in Eukaryota, Fungi, Basidiomycota, Agaricomycetes, Agaricales, Psathyrellaceae. The record is from RefSeq and is a predicted model, not a curated record.